Molecule: messenger RNA, 2877 nt
Organism: Westerdykella ornata
Lineage: Eukaryota; Fungi; Ascomycota; Dothideomycetes; Pleosporales; Sporormiaceae
Product: DUF747-domain-containing protein
Exons: 1
Coding region: 1-2877 (958 amino acids)
Biological process (GO): maintenance of protein localization in endoplasmic reticulum
Cellular component (GO): endoplasmic reticulum membrane
Source: RefSeq, a predicted model, not a curated record
AUGAGCAGCCUAAACCAGAGGUCAGACGGGAAUUCCCGGUCGAACACACAGCUUCCCUCUCCGUCUGCUACACCUGAGCCGGAACAUGUGGCUUUGUUGAAUCAUGCCUAUGGAGACGGACAUCUGGACAAUGAAGAACCAGUCGCUAGCGGAACGGAGAACGAGGGCCGAAUCGCAACAAGAAGACCCAGUACAUCGAAUGAGGACGCCGGUCUAUCUGACGGUAGCGUCAAGGCGACAUUCACCCGGCAAAUCAGACGACCCGGUGAUGGAAGGAGAAGGAGCAGCGUCUCAGAGCAUGAGAGGGCCCUCAAGUUGUGUCCGAAGCAAAUACAUGAGUUGACUAGCGAACCCGCCAGCAUCCCGAUCAGAGCUGCCUCGCCAAUACCGGAACAUGCCCUCGAGGAGACAGCAGGGGAGGACGUAAAACCAUGCAAUAAGGGGGUAGUGGGCACACUGGGGCCACCUUUCGAACCUAGAACUACUCGGCAAGUGGACGGCCGUAGGAGGACCACUACGGAGCCAAGGAGCUCUAACAACUCUGAUGGACGCGAACCGGUGGCCGCGAAAGUCAAUGCUGGAGGACCGCGGCAGGCAAGGCCAGCGUUAACAUCACGAGCAAUAUCUACGCCACCGGUCAUACGAGGAAAGCAGUCCAAUCAAAGAGACCAAGGCUACAUGCCUGAAGACGAUGGAGACAGUACAAGAUCUCGAGCUUCCGCGUCUCAUCUCAAUCAGGAGAUAAGAGACGCUUCCAGUGCGUCGACUAGGAAACCUGCACAGAGGGAGAUAUCUAGGGACAAGAACGCCGCUCAAGUGCCUGCAACCAUACCGUUACCUCCGUUCUCCAUCCCCACUUUUCUCGCUCUCGAGUUAGCCGCUGAUAGACCAUCGCCAUUGUACAUAUAUCGACCAUCGAGCACAGACUUUCCAUACGAAUCUUCCAAGAUAAAAUACGACCGUCUGGUCAAUUUCUUAAUGUUACCCCAAAAGCUAGAAUGUGUUCUAGGUUUUGGGGCCUUUGCAUGCUUGGAUGCUUGGAUGCAUAUUCUUACAAUUCUUCCGUUGCGGUUCUUCAUUGCUGUUUGGAUACUGGUUAGAUGGUGGGGCUCUGUUGUAUUAAGAGAGAUAAGAGAUCUGUCGAGCUUUGUGUACAACGGAUUAGGCAGGGUUUGGAGACGGCGAAGGGCAGCGACCGAUAACUACCUUCAGACACCUGUUGCAAGUACUCCCGCGGAGGAGCUACCACCGCCGCGGUCGCGAAGACCUUCUGCCUCUAUUGCCAAUGGGACCAGCAUUGUCAACUCAUCUCGGGAUCACGGCAAGACAGUGCCAACCCUAUCCGCAGCCGAAGCUCGAGAGAAACGCACACGAACGAGAUAUAGACAUCGAAGAACCAAAUCUACGCCUUCAGCUCUGUUGCCCAGUCAUAAAGCGGAUAUUUUGAAAGGUCUUCUCGUGAUCACCAGCUGCGCUGUUCUUAUGCGCUUUGAUGCCAGCAAGAUGUAUCAUGGCAUCCGUGGGCAAGCGGCCAUCAAGCUUUACGUGAUCUACAAUGUGCUGGAGGUCUGCGACCGUCUACUCUCGGCUGUCGGGCAGGAUGUCUUGGAGUGCCUUUUCUCUCGCGAGACAUUGGAUCGGAAUCCGGAUGGCCGGAGCAAGGUCUUGCGGCCAUUCUGGAUGUUCCUCCUUGCGCUUGUCUACAAUGUGGGCCACGCCACAGCACUUUUCUACCAAGUCAUCACGCUCAAUGUGGCUGUCAACUCUUACUCGAAUGCCUUGCUCACCUUACUCUUAUCGAAUCAAUUUGUUGAAAUCAAGGGAACCGUCUUCAAGAAAUUCGAGAAGGAGAAUCUGUUCCAGCUGACCUGCGCGGAUGUUGUGGAGCGCUUUCAGUUGUGGCUUAUGUUGCUCAUUAUCGCCAUGCGCAAUAUCGUUGAGGUGGGCGGCUUCAGCAUACGCAGUGGUGACAUUUCCUCGUGGCGCAGCGCCUUCGGCCGUAGCAACUCUACUGCGCCUUUAACAGCGUCCAGCAUCAUACCAAUGAGCUUCAAGGUCUUUCCACGAUGGAUAGGUCCAGUCUUGAAUCCAUUUCUACUGGUCUUGGGAAGCGAGAUGCUAGUCGACUGGUUGAAGCAUGCCUACAUAACGAAAUUCAACCAAACCAAGCCCAACAUCUACGACAAAUAUCUAGACGUGUUAGCGAAGGACUAUUAUUCAGACGCUUUCACAGAUCCAAAUUUGACCCGGCGUCUUGGCUUGCCAGUCAUUCCGCUGGCAUGCCUCUUCAUACGGGCUGCGGUUCAAACAUACCACAUGUUUGUGGCGGCGCAUAUGCCACCGCCCCUGCCUUCCACAGUCACUUCUCUGUCAGAAUCUGCUUCAACAACUUCUCCCGCUACGACUGCAGCGUUAGCGCGCAUCGACAAUAUUCUUCGUCGAGCUCUCGGACGCUCUUCAUUUGGCGCAGGUGUUGGUGAACAGUCUUCUUGGACAGCGUGGCUUACGUGGGACAUUGAUGACUUCAUUGCCUUCUCUACUAAGGCGCUUGUCUUCCUCGGUAUAUAUCUGUUCCUGCUUGGUAUGAAGAUAGCGCUGGGGAUGGUGCUACUCUCCAUCGCCCGCAACAGAUAUCACGGAAUGGAGGAGCGGAAGCGCCUGGAUACCGAGACGGGCGGCAAGAAGAUUGGUGGAUGGGGUGUCGUAGAUGUUGAUGAGGAGAAGAGGAGGUGGAUCUAUCACGAUGACCCUGAGAGCCUGAAGAGACUGAGAGAGAAGGACGAAAGCCAGAAGAAAAAGGAAGAAAAGGAGAGGACGGAAGGUACAAGUUACGGACAUGUAAGUCGGUAUAAUAUGGUUGCGAAGAGGAUCUGGUAG